GAGCCUGGGCCGCCUUAGGGGCGCGGAGACUCGGCGGGGGAGGGACGCGGCAGCAGCAGGGCGGCCGGGCACGAGCCGCCCAGCCCUCUUCUUCCCGGCUGUCGUCGCCGCCACCGCCGCCGCCGGAGUCGCUGGGACCCUUUAGUCUGCGUAUGUUAGUUGUAAGCCCGCUUCCUCCCCGUCAGUCCUCCGGUCUACCCUCCCUUCUUCCUUUCACCGCCACUGCCAGCCCGAGUGUCGGGCCGGCGGGCAACUCCCACUCCCACCCCACCCCACCCACAAGCCCGCGGGCCGGGACCAUGGAGGACGUGAAGCUGGAGUUCCCCUCGCUCCCACAGUGCAAAGAAGACGCCGAGGAGUGGACCUACCCUAUGAGACGAGAGAUGCAGGAAAUUUUGCCUGGAUUGUUUUUAGGCCCAUAUUCUUCUGCCAUGAAAAGCAAGCUACCUAUACUACAGAAACAUGGAAUAACUCAUAUAAUAUGUAUAAGACAAAAUAUUGAAGCAAACUUUAUUAAACCCAACUUUCAACAAUUAUUUAGAUAUUUAGUCUUGGAUAUUGCAGAUAAUCCAGUUGAAAAUAUAAUACGUUUUUUCCCCAUGACUAAAGAAUUUAUUGACGGGAGCUUACAAAGUGGAGGAAAAGUUCUUGUCCAUGGGAAUGCAGGGAUCUCCAGGAGUGCUGCCUUUGUUAUUGCAUACAUUAUGGAAACAUUUGGAAUGAAGUACAGAGAUGCAUUUGCUUACGUUCAAGAAAGAAGAUUUUGUAUUAAUCCUAAUGCUGGAUUUGUCCAUCAGCUUCAGGAAUAUGAAGCCAUCUACCUAGCGAAAUUAACAAUACAGAUGAUGUCGCCACUUCAGAUAGAAAGGUCGUUAUCUGUUCAUUCUGGCACCACAGGCAGUUUGAAGAGAACACAUGAAGAAGAAGAUGAUUUUGGAAACAUGCAAGUGGCAACUGCACAGAAUGGCUGAUUCAAGAGCAACAGUAUAGAGGAUCUGAAUUUCCAUUUGGGAAGGAGAAAAUACUACAGACAGUAAUAAUGUAAAAUGGUAAAGACACAAGUAGUUUCUUUUCAAUUAUAUGUUGCUUCCAGACGUGUUUCUCUGCAACUUGUUCAGCAACAUUUUAAGAUGUCGGACUUCUGCAAUAGAUGGCACUGAUGGUUUUAUUCCUUUUUUUUUUUUAAUUCUUUACAGUUUUAUUAUAAACCAAGAAUUUUGGACUUGCAAAGAGGUAUUAUUGCAAUAAUGCACUUUUCAUACUUGAAAUUUAUUUGUAUGAUAUAAAGUUGUUACUUUAAACAAAAUGCAAGUUAGGGGAGACUUGUUUAUAAAAUCUGGGUAAUUUAUAACAAAAAAAUUUCCUAAAGUUUGCUAAAAAUUCAUUUUGUUUUACGUAUUACAUUUUAAAAAUAAUUUUACAGUUCAAUUUUAUGAUGGAGCCUCUUACAGAAACAUUAACAAAUGCAGGAAUCUGCCACAUUUCUUUUUAAUAUAAUUCAAUAGCUUAAUUAUCUUCUAGUUUUUUUAAACUUCUUGAUCCCAUCUUAAUAAUCUUUAAAUCAUGACAUUAGCCAUCUGUCCUUACUUUAACAUGAUCCAAGUAUUGCUUCUUUUCCUACUACCUUCCUAAUUUUAUCCUAUAGAAAACAAAGUUUAAUGAACAAAGGAAAAUGUUUCGCUUUAUAAUACCAGACGCUCAAAAACAAGGAGUUUUAAACUCAAGUGACUUUCCUUUAGCAUUCGUAAAAGCCAAAUGUUGUGUUUGUUCUUUUGAGUUGUGUAGCCUGUUUUUUCUUUGUCCAAAAUGGUUCUAAAUAGAAUAUAAUAAACCAGUGUAGCACUAUUUUUUUCCUAAACAAAGCCC
Messenger RNA from Lipotes vexillifer (Yangtze River dolphin), 1866 nucleotides. RefSeq names its product serine/threonine/tyrosine interacting protein (gene STYX). Gene Ontology annotation, cellular component: nucleoplasm; cytoplasm. The coding region runs from base 153 to 971 and encodes 272 amino acids. Gene Ontology annotation, biological process: negative regulation of SCF-dependent proteasomal ubiquitin-dependent catabolic process; protein dephosphorylation; negative regulation of protein binding. Lineage: Eukaryota; Metazoa; Chordata; Mammalia; Artiodactyla; Lipotidae. The record is from RefSeq and is a predicted model, not a curated record. Gene Ontology annotation, molecular function: F-box domain binding. The transcript is spliced from 11 exons.